AUGGCUGACUCCAAGAAGCCAAAUGUGCUCUACAUCAUGGCAGACCAGAUGGCUGCCCCCCUGUUGUCCAUCUACAACUCCUCGUCCGUCAUCAAGACUCCCAAUCUUGACCGCCUUGCCAAAGAGGGAGUGGUCUUUGAUUCUGCGUACUGCAACUCGCCCCUCUGCGCCCCAUCUCGCUUCACCAUGGUCUCGGGCCAGCUGCCUUCUCGCAUCGGUGGAUAUGAUAACGCCAGUGACCUCCCAGCCGACACUCCCACCUACGCUCACUAUCUCAGAGACCGGGGAUACCACACUGCUCUGUCGGGGAAGAUGCACUUCUGUGGACCAGACCAGUUGCAUGGCUACGAGGAGCGUUUGACCAGUGAUAUCUACCCUGGAGAUUAUGGCUGGUCUGUGAAUUGGGAUGAACCGGAUGUUCACAAAGAUUGGUAUCAUGACAUGUCCUCCGUCAUGGAAGCUGGUCCCUGUGUGCGAACCAACCAACUCGACUUUGAUGAUGAAGUGAUCUAUAAAGCAAAGCAGUACCUGUAUGACCAUGCCCGUCAUCGCAAGGACCAGCCGUUUUGCCUGACGGUGUCCAUGACACACCCGCACGAUCCGUACGCCAUGACAAAGGAAUUUUGGGAUAUGUACGAGGGCGUCGACAUCCCUCUCCCGACCACGGCAGCCAUUGAUCAGUCCAAGCUAGACCCGCACUCGCGCCGGAUACUGAAGAUUAUCGGCCUGCUGGGCAAGGAGAUACCGGACGAGCGCAUCAUUGCUGCUCGCCGUGCCUAUUUCGCUGCUUGCACCUAUGUCGACUCCCAGAUUGGUGCUCUGCUCACCACGCUCAAGGACUGUGCCCUGGACAAGGACACCAUCGUUGUCUUUUCUGGAGACCAUGGCGAUAUGCUGGGAGAAAAAGGGCUGUGGUAUAAGAUGUCCUGGUUCGAGAUGUCAGCCCGAGUCCCAAUGCUCGUAUACGCUCCGGGACGAUACCAGCCCAAGCGUGUCAAGGAGAACGUAUCGACCAUGGAUCUGCUGCCGACCUUCGUUGCCAUGACAGGUGGAUCGCUGUUCCCCGGUCUUCCGGUAGACGGUGUCUCCCUGAUGCCAUAUCUCGUCGACAACGCUCCUGGCGAGAAGACAGACACUGUUCUGGGCGAAUACAUGGGCGAGGGUACCCUGGCACCGCUGGUGAUGAUCCGUCGUGGUCCCUGGAAAUUUGUUUACUCUCCCAUCGACCCUCCUCAGCUAUACAAUAUCGAGCAGGAUCCAACCGAGUCUACCAACCUCGUCGCCGGUAUGCAGCUCCCAACGCUCUCCGAGACUUCUUCAAACGGUGGCCCGACUGCUCUCCCUACUCCUCCGGCUGCUGGCUCUACUGCAGCAAUGAAAUCCUCUUCCUUCUUUGCAUCACUCAAUGCUCCAAGCAACAUCCCGACUCCGCCUCAUACCCCCAUGUCAGGCAAAAAGGCCUGCGCCCCCGCGGCCGCAGAAAUCACUUCGUCUGCAGCUACAAAUGACAUUACAUCUCUGUUCAAAGCCUUCCUCCGGGAAGUGCAUGCUCGCUGGGACUUCGACAGGAUCCAACAGCAGGUUCUAAACUCCCAGCGCCGAAGACGCCUUGUUUACUCUGCCCUCAGCAAGGGCCGCAUCACGAGCUGGGACCACACUCACAUUGUCGAGGGAAGCUCUGUUUUCAUCCGUAACCAUGGCAAAGGUGCCUUGGGUGAUGUUGAGACUGUGAGCCGCCUGCAUCUUCCGGUCUCUGUUGGCCGCGAAGUACAGUAUCGUCCUUAG
Molecule: messenger RNA, 1785 nt
Organism: Microsporum canis CBS 113480
Lineage: Eukaryota; Fungi; Ascomycota; Eurotiomycetes; Onygenales; Arthrodermataceae
Product: choline-sulfatase
Exons: 2
Coding region: 1-1785 (594 amino acids)
Molecular function (GO): sulfuric ester hydrolase activity
Source: RefSeq, a predicted model, not a curated record